AUGGCUGCUUUUCAUUGUUCCGUGCGGGCAUUUCCCGCGUCUGUCGAGUUUCCUGGAUCCGGGGAUCCGUGGACGAAAGUCGACUGCAAGAACACUAUUCUACAGUACACAUUGUCGAAAAAUGUGCAGAGUGAUGUUGCUGAUGAUUCAUCGCGGCUUCUCCUGACGACUGUGAAGAAGCUCACUGAUAGUUCCAACCGCGUUUCCUUGGGCUGGAACGAAGAAGGCCUUCCCGGUUUUGAGCGCGUCCCUUUUCCGCCGAGCCGUCGGCUGACCGCAGCGGAGGUGUUCGACGCCAAGACGGGGAAGCCGAAGCCGGACGUGCUCAAGCAACACUUUGUGCUGGAGGGGCGGAUCGAGGAGGCGGCGGCCCUAAGGAUCAUCAACGACGGCGCCACUAUCAUGCGUCAGGAGCGGACCAUGAUCGACAUUGAAGCCCCCGUCACAGUCUGCGGGGACAUCCACGGGCAGUUUUACGACUUGAUGAAGCUGUUUGAGGUCGGCGGGCCGCCGUCGGUGACCAAGUACCUUUUCCUCGGCGAUUACGUCGACCGAGGCUACUUCAGUAUAGAGUGUGUUUUAUAUUUAUGGGCGCUUAAAAUCUGUCAUCCGACAACGCUGUUCCUGCUCAGAGGGAACCACGAAUGCCGGCAUCUUACCGAGUAUUUCACCUUCAAAUUAGAAUGUAAAAUCAAGUAUUCCGAGAGGGUUUAUGACGCGUGCAUGGAGGCCUUCGAUUGCUUGCCUUUGGCGGCGCUGAUGAAUCAGCAGUUCCUGUGCGUCCACGGCGGCCUGUCGCCGGAAAUCCACUCACUUGACGACAUUCGCAGGCUCGACCGGUUCAAAGAGCCACCCGCAUUCGGUCCGAUGUGCGACCUUCUGUGGUCUGACCCUCUGGAAGACUUUGGGAGCGAGAAGAACUCGGAACACUUCUCGCACAACUCAGUCAGAGGAUGCUCGUAUUUCUAUAGCUAUGCGGCGGUCUGUGAUUUUCUCCAGCAGAACAGUUUGCUGUCAAUAAUCAGGGCACACGAGGCCCAGGACGCUGGGUAUCGGAUGUACAGGAAGAGUCAAACCACCGGGUUCCCAGCUCUCAUCACCAUCUUCUCCGCGCCGAACUACUUGGACGUGUACAAUAAUAAGGCGGCAGUAUUGAAGUACGAGAACAAUGUGAUGAAUAUCCGACAAUUUAACUGUUCCCCGCACCCGUACUGGCUGCCCAACUUCAUGGACGUGUUCACGUGGUCCCUGCCUUUUGUGGGCGAGAAAGUCACGGAAAUGCUGGUCAACGUCCUCAACAUUUGCUCUGACGACGAGCUCAUUCAUGAAUCCGAGGACUCGCAGGAAGAAGGGGCUCAGGGCGCGGCAAGGAAGGAGGUGAUCCGCAACAAGAUCCGAGCAAUUGGGAAGAUGGCGCGAGUCUUCUCCGUCUUGAGGGAGGAGAGCGAGAGUGUUCUGCAGCUCAAGGGCUUGACGCCAACCGGUGCUCUGCCGCUUGGAGCCCUGUCUGGUGGAGCGGACUCUUUACGGACGGCCCUGGCUGGGUUCUCGCCGAACCACAAGAUCACGUCGUUCGCGCAGGCCAAGGGACUGGACGCGGUGAACGAGCGCAUGCCGCCGCGGAAGGACUACUCUCCGGACUCGUCUGGCGGCGGCUCAGGUGCGGCAUCGAGCGGGUUGGCGGCAGUGGCUGCGGUCGGCUUACCGCCAGCUGCCACUGUCGACGCCGCCGCCGCGACGGGUACCCCGAAUGCCAAUGGUCCCAACUCCUCCCAACCACCUUUGGCCACCAGGAUCAAACCCGCUCCUCACACGUGAACUGACUUGUAUCCUGACGGUGGUCCCUCUUACCGAUGCCAGUAGGAAGAAGGGGAAUCACGCCAAGCCAGAAUGAGAAGAAGAGGUGCUAGCUGGGAUGAGAUGAAGGCGACAACAACUGCGCGCAUGGACGAGGAUGUUCAACAAGAUACCGGGUGGAGGAGUGAAAUUGCACUGGAUGACUUUUUUUUUUCCUUCUCUUUCCUUUCUUUUCCCCCCGAGUCCUAUUGUAAAUGAACCUUGUACAACCCAAAGAUGAUGAUUAUGCAUCCUGCGGGCGGGGGGAAAGAAAUUGUUGGUUUUAUCGCAUUCGCGUUUUUUUUUUUUUCUUCUUCGUUCUUAAAAUUUUUUUUUUUAGUGGGAGGGGGUUUAUUUAUAUUCCCAUUUUUAAUUUAAUUUUAUUUUUUGCUGUGGUCGACGUGGAUAUGAUGGAUUGGAUCCAGUGGCUUACAGUAGUCCUGCCCAGUUCUGUGCUGUCCCAACGUGUCGGCCUCAUUUGAUAUCAAAUCAAAGUCUAUGCAUUCAUGGUGCUGAGGAAUGUUCGCUUCUUGCCUUGAGGAGCAACGGAAAGUCCUGCGGCGAGGACUCUCGACUACGCCCCGUGCACGACCUGCUGCUUUUUAUUUUCUUUUUCCCGAGCUGUAAAGGGUUUCUUCGUUCGGUUGUUUGCAAAAGUCGAGUCUGAAAGCAAUGUUUUCUGAGGGCCGUCUCGCGUCGAAGACGGAUGGCCCUCGGCAUGAUGAACCCAUAGCAUUACACAACCUUACCUUUAACGUAGCGCGGAGGUGAAUAAGGAGGAAUAGGUAUGGGGCCAUGGUCCGCGGCGCAUUGAAAUCCUUUUAAUUCGAUCAUGCUGGUUUUUUUUUUAUUUUUCUUUUGGUGCCGCGACGACAACGAUCAUCAUCAUCGUUGUGGCGGUCAUUAGCUGCUGCGGUACUCAUCUAUUUUGUUAUAGGAUGGUGAUGGAUUUUAUGAAAUGAUCCCCGCUACGCGAGAAUCGGGCCGUAGGCGAGCUUCGUUUCCUACAUGGUUGCGUGCGGGUGAUGUCUGUCAUCGUCAUGGCAGCUGCUGGAACUGCGUUUUGCUCCUUUCCUCUACCUCUCUUUCUUUGGAUUCUUUCGCGUGUCAUAUUUCUUACCAACGAAAGUAGGAAGUUUCUGUCAUCAUGCGGUCCUUUUCCUCGCGACAAAAGUCUACUUAAGUGAUGAGCAGCGUC
Molecule: messenger RNA, 3034 nt
Organism: Notodromas monacha
Lineage: Eukaryota; Metazoa; Arthropoda; Ostracoda; Podocopida; Cyprididae
Source: the annotation of a GenBank genome assembly